Molecule: messenger RNA, 1166 nt
Organism: Sitophilus oryzae (rice weevil)
Lineage: Eukaryota; Metazoa; Arthropoda; Insecta; Coleoptera; Curculionidae
Product: peroxisomal biogenesis factor 19
Exons: 1
Coding region: 103-969 (288 amino acids)
Biological process (GO): protein import into peroxisome membrane
Cellular component (GO): peroxisome; peroxisomal membrane
Source: RefSeq, a predicted model, not a curated record
UUGUGUCAUGUGUCAUCUCACAUCUGUCAUCCUGUAGCCUGUGUUGGAUAUUGGAUGACAGAAAUUUUUCAAUAAUUCCUUUUUAAAACUAAGUCGCGAAAGAUGAGUGCUGAAGAUAAUUCAGAACGCUCUCAAGAUAAAGAAUUAGCUGACCUUUUGGACAGUGCAUUAGAGGAUUUCAGUGGUGUAUCGUCUAAAGAAAAAGUAGCAACGACUGAACAAAAAAAGGAAUCUAAUGUAGAUUCUGUACCGGAAGAAUGGUCUGCAGAUUUUGUUCAACAAGCAACCAUGCAGUUCGAAGAAACCUUUUUAAAUCUUCUUAGCACUGGCGAAUCAAAUGCACAGGGUAAUACAGAUUUGAUACAAGAAAAAUUAAAAGAAAUGGCAAAUGCUGCUCAACAAGUUCUUACAAAUCCUGGAGAAGUGUCUGACCAAUCUGUUGACUUUGCCUCAAGCAUUUCACAAGCAAUAGCCGAUUUAAAUCAGGACCAAGGAAAUCUAAAAGCUCCUUUCAAUGAAGAUGAUUUGCUUAAAAUGUUUGGAGGAAGCAGCAGCAGACAAGAAGGGGAUAUUCUUCCUUUUAUGGAGGGUAUGAUGCAAGGGCUUCUUUCUAAAGAAGUAUUGGGACCAAGCCUUCAAGUUUUCGUGGAUCAAUUGCCAGAGUACUUAGAAAAGAAUAAAGACUCUUUAAGCAAAGAAGACAUUGAAAGAUAUCAGAAACAAAAAGAAAGCAUGGAACAAAUUUUAGAAGAAUUAAAUAGUGAAAGUGACACAGAUAGUAAGGAAGUAAAAAAGAAAAGAUUUUCAAAAGUUUUGGCACUUAUGCAAAAGCUUCAAGAUUAUGGUCAACCACCACCUGAGUUAGUAGGUAAUUUGGACAUGCCAUUUUCUUUUGACAGUGCAGGAAAUCCAAAAGGUGUCAAUAAUGUAGAAGGAGCAUCUGCUAAUCAAGAAUGUUGUAUAAUGUAAUUUUUUAAGUUCUGUUUUAAAGGUUGUUGUUUUAUGAUAUAGUUCUUUUUAGUUUAAAUCAGGAAGUUGUUAGGUAGCAAAGAAAUAAUAUAUGUUAUUUAAAAAAAAACUUUUAUCAAUUUAUGAAUCAAAAGAGAAGAUUCUCGGAGAGGUCAUAUUUUAAAAAACCGAAGAACAGUAUUAAAUAGACAGUAUUG